AUGACAGGUAACAUUGGCAGAGACGUAGCCAAUAUCAUAGUGGAUCCCCAGAUUUACACAACCCAAUUUCUGUUGUUACUCUGCCAAAGCAUUCAUUUGACGUUACAAGAGGUGGACGGAGAGAGUGUUGAUGAAGAUGCGAUGUCCCAAAUAAUUGAAAAACUCAACCAUCAUUCUCUGAUAGCUAGGGACAACCCAGCUGUAAACAAAAUUCGUCUCAAGCCGUCAGAGGCCUUGGAAUUGUACUACAAUUUACUCAAGCAACACAAUAUCAACCAAGAGGAAGGGUUAGAGGGAAAUAAAGAAAUUUGUGAAUUGUUAUAUGCUACUCGGAUCAAGGAAUUGGAGGACAAUUUGAGAUCACAGGAGAGCAUAUUCAAAGAACAAGUUAAAUAUCUACAAGGAUGA
Komagataella phaffii GS115 is the source of this 408-nucleotide messenger RNA. RefSeq lists its product as hypothetical. The coding region runs from base 1 to 408 and encodes 135 amino acids. The transcript has a single exon. The record is from RefSeq and is a predicted model, not a curated record. NCBI's taxonomy places the organism in Eukaryota, Fungi, Ascomycota, Pichiomycetes, Pichiales, Pichiaceae.